Molecule: messenger RNA, 729 nt
Organism: Daldinia childiae
Lineage: Eukaryota; Fungi; Ascomycota; Sordariomycetes; Xylariales; Hypoxylaceae
Exons: 1
Coding region: 1-729 (242 amino acids)
Source: RefSeq, a predicted model, not a curated record
AUGACUUACAUGUCUCGUAACUUGAAGAAUGCGAGGGAUUCCGGAAACUUUCCUCGUCAAGUACCCCCGCCGAAUGCAAACUUCUUAGGUAUCCCGGAAUCACGCCAGCAGCGGAGUCGAGAGCAUCCAGGCCGACAUCAUCGUCAACAUAAUCAUACACAAGCCCGAGAACCCGGACGUUCUCGGGGUCAGAAUGGUAAUCAACCUGGCGAACAGGUAAGGCCCCGGCCGAGGAGGAAUUCAGCGAGUGAAUCUCGAGCGGAAAGGGGAAGGUCAGCGCCGCCACUAUUUAAUGAUAGCCCGUGGGAUGUUCCUCAUGUAUCUGCGUCUUUAUUCCCACAACGUUCACAGACGGAUGGAGAACAAUCUUGGAAAGCAUUGCCUGCGGAACCGAGCCAGUAUCGACUUGGUGAAGAAGGGCUACCAUGGUCUGCGUAUGCAUGGCCAGGAGAUGUUCAGGACGAUGACGACGGCGAGGAAUUACCUUUUGAAAAUCACCCAACCACCAUCCCCCUUGAUACGGAGCCAUCUCGCGGCGAGGACCCCGAAAGAGUUAGGGAACUUGAGUCGUUGUCUACGGCUAUGAUGACAGUGGACAACGGGUUUGAGCAUCAAUGGUGGUAUCAAGGUCCUCGGGAGUCUAUGGAACGUUGGUGGACGCAACGAGCCGCAGAGGAAGCGGACGACGCACGGUCAGCCGCCCAGUGCCGAAGCAGUACUAUUCUCUGA